AAAAAAAGGAAAUUCAGAAAAAGUGAGGGGGGUAUCCCAAAAAAAAAUCGGACAUACAAGAGUAAAAUUUUUUCAUCCAAUCGAUGAAUAAUUGCGCAAUCGAAUCAUUUGUUCGGUCCAAUAGAAUUAGAUAAUUUUUUUUCUAUUAGAAAGAUACAGCCCUAUACCCUGCGAAUGUUUACUUUUUCCUCCCCUACACUUUUUAACUUACAUGGCAUCUCACCUUUCUAGCAUCAGGUAGUUUUAACAUAGUAUUCAAGUUACUAUUGUGCUUGAACCAAACGUAUCAAAAGUACCGUGUUUACUUCAAUAAUGUCUUUAUCGUUUCACGUUUAGGCGGCAAGAUCCUAUCGUUUAAAUGAAUUUACUUUAGACAGUGUAUUGCGUUUGCUGAUAUAUAGACGUUCCCUGCAUGUCGUUGAUCUCUGACUCCAAACCCGGAUGCGACAUAGAUAGAACUCGUUGCCAUGUCUGUUCAAGGGAAUUUUCAUCGCCAUCUAACAGAAACAAGCACGCACUUCGGUUCCACAAUACACCCACCCCUGCGAAUGUUGGAAGACCCUCAUUAGGUGGAAGGAAACAAGCUAACCAUAGGUACUACAAGAAAAGUACAACAGAACAAGUCAGACCCAAGUGUGCAUUGCUUUUGACAUCAGCAAGAGAAGAAUUCACGGCUUUGGACAAAGGGUUCUCGUUAGCGCUCGACUCAAGCUACUGGGAAUUUUUGACAUUCGAACUCGUGAUCCGUUACGUACGGAAUUAUGAAUUGUUCUUUGAGCAUGAAGUCUUCUUUAAUUCGACGUCUCCCCUGAGUGUUAUAUAUUCUAGCAAUAGCUACUCUCGCGAGCAUAUGGUUGUUUGUCAAAAGUUUUGGACUACCCCUAUGUCCAAAUUUAAUUGUUUACUUAGAGCUUACUGUAAAGCUUUUAUGGGAUAUUAUCAUGCUCAAUAAUAAAUUGACUUACAU
Molecule: messenger RNA, 967 nt
Organism: Mucor mucedo
Lineage: Eukaryota; Fungi; Mucoromycota; Mucoromycetes; Mucorales; Mucoraceae
Exons: 4
Coding region: 413-952 (179 amino acids)
Source: RefSeq, a predicted model, not a curated record